This is a messenger RNA of Lactuca virosa, 719 nucleotides long. The record is from the annotation of a GenBank genome assembly. NCBI's taxonomy places the organism in Eukaryota, Viridiplantae, Streptophyta, Magnoliopsida, Asterales, Asteraceae.
CUAAUUUCAUUCUUAUGUUUUCUCUCCACACAAUCAACACAAUCAGCUCCCCAUGAAACUCAAAAGAUACGAACCCUAACCCCUUCCUUCUGCCGAUAUGCGUAACCCCAUUGAUUUCAUAUAUACAUGGAAUCGAUCCUAUGCGUUCUACUUCUGCUGAUAUGGAAUCGAUCCUAUGCGUAACCCCAGGAAGCCUUGAGAGGCACCACGUCGACCAUCAACAAUUUUCGAUCCUGUGUGUUCUACUUCAGAUGCAGAUGAAAUAUGUUGAAGCUCGAUUAGGAGAUCGAGUUCUUUAUGCAGGGUCAUUUUCUUCCCACUUUUCCUAUUUCAUGUUGUUGUUGCCAGAGGAAGAUUCUCAUUACCUGCACCAUCAGUUCCCCAUGUCUGUGAUGUAUUAUCUCUUUCUUUUUCUUCCUUUUCAUCAUCAUUUUUCAUUCACUUUAAUAUGGAAUACUUUUUCUUUAUCUUUUAUGCAGUGGGAACCAUGUCAUGCAGUUGUUGCCACACCUUUGCUUAUUGCAUUUGAACUGCUUCUUUUCAUCUAUCUUGAAAAUAGCCAUGUUACUAAGCCUCCACCUUUAAGCCUGCAGAUUGUCUUCCUUCCUCUGUUGGCAUUUGAAGUAACCAUUCUGAUAGAUUUUUUCCAUCUUUCCUUUACUACAGGUGCUUCACUUGCUGUUGUUGUGGAUGCUGUCAGAAAAGGUGCAGCUGCAUAA